This is a messenger RNA of Anopheles coustani, 8626 nucleotides long. RefSeq names its product neurogenic protein mastermind (gene tai). Gene Ontology annotation, biological process: positive regulation of transcription by RNA polymerase II; cellular response to hormone stimulus. The record is from RefSeq and is a predicted model, not a curated record. The coding region runs from base 229 to 6288 and encodes 2019 amino acids. Gene Ontology annotation, cellular component: nucleus. The transcript has 17 exons. Lineage: Eukaryota; Metazoa; Arthropoda; Insecta; Diptera; Culicidae. Gene Ontology annotation, molecular function: nuclear receptor binding; protein dimerization activity.
GGUACGUUCGUAACCUACUGUUGUUUUGACGAAAAUGUGGUGCCUGUGUUGAGAACAGUGAAUCCAUUUAUUCAACGGGGAGCGAAGACUUUAUACCUUUUUUCUGGUGGAAUAGCAUGCAAUUAAACUGCAAAGGUGGCUGGCGUAUCAGCGACCACGGAGCGACUCACAGCUCCCCCCGCGCCUCAACAGGGCCCCUCGCCCCUUCAGCUCUUAGAUGAGUCUCACAUGUCAAUUGCUGCGGCUGAAAAUGCAGGGCUUGGCCCAUGUGAACUACCACUGUCGGACCAGUGGCUUGUCCAUACACAGCUGUCGCAGUCAGCGCAACCGUCUCAAGCAUCGUUCUACUCAUCGCCCGCCGGUGGCCAAGGUUUGGGUGGACUCGGUGGACUGUCAGCAAACACCACACUGCCGAUACAGCAACAUUCCUCCGGUAUUCAGCAGCAGCAGCAGCAGCAGCAGCUGUCACAGAACCAAAUCGGUGCACCGCAGUCCGGCGCCGCCACCGCAGCAACAUCAGGAGCAGCAGCCCCGGCAUCACAACUGCAGAGUCAGUCAAAAAUAAUGAAUGUCGUCGUACCAUCCGUGGCCUGUCCGCCUACCGCAUCGAAAAAGAUUCGCCGAAAGCCAGACACGAAGCAGCCACAGUCGCAGAUCAAUAAGUGCAACAACGAGAAACGUCGCCGAGAGCUAGAGAAUGAAUACAUCGAACAACUCGGCGAGUUCCUGCAGAUUAAGCGGGAUAUGACCGCCUGCAAACCAGACAAAGCGGCGAUAUUAAGUGAAGUAGUACGAACGUUUCGUCAUAUGAUAGAGCAGGGCAACCCGAAUCUAACUGGUUCGAGGUGCUCCAAAUGCUCGCCGGAUUGUUCCGCUUCCUGCAAACUGCACCCGGUGCAACAGGGGGAGGUAUCGUCCACUGAACCGCCACUACCGGAGCCGUCGGUGAACGGCCACUCGCCGGAAAAGUCGGCCUACUUCGAGGCAGUGCAGCACUACAUCUCGAACGUCGGCUGGGCCCUGCUCGAGAUCAACUCGGAGGGUGUGAUCGAAUGUGCCACGGAGAACGUCCGCGACGUACUGCACUACUCGCGCACGGAGCUCCACGGACAGUCUAUCUAUUCGUACCUGCAUACUGGUGAUCAUUCAAAGCUGAGUCCUAUUUUAAAUAAGAAUUCGAUUGAGCUAAACUGGGAUCAAAAUGAGAUGUUCUAUCAGACGCCAAAGCGUACCAUUCGGACAAAGAUUCGUUGGCUACUAAGGGCGCCGGAAAGUGCGAACGAAACGAUCGAGCAGAAGCAGCAGCGGUUGGAGAAGUACAAGGAUCUGCUCAUUAUCUCCGCGCCGGUAAAGGAUGAUACGGAGGAAUCGUCCUCGGUGCUCUGUCUAAUUACACUACCCGAGGACGAACAGGCAACCAUCGAAACGACCACAAUGCCACAAACCCUCGACGAGCAGCUAACACUGAAGCUGGACAUUAAUGGUAACAUAAUAAAUUAUGACGCAUCGACGCUAAGGAAACAGUUUGCAGGAAAUCUAACCAAAGAGACUAUACGGUCAAUAUACGACCUCUGUCACAUCCAAGACCGUACGCGGCUAAUCGAGCACAUCGGUAGCGUCCGGUCGGCGAACGGGACGCCUCUCGAGCUGACGUACCGGUUGCGCUUCGGCAGCCCGGACGUGUACGUGCACGUGAAGAGCCAGUCGAAGCUGUUCCGUUGCACCAAGCCGAACGAGACGGACUUUAUUAUGGCCGUCUGCACCGUGCUGACGGAGAACGAGAUUGCUAUGCUUUCGGUGGACAGUGGCGCGGCCGGUGGCAGUUUGGCGAUGGGUGGCGGCAGUAACAUUAAUAGCAACAAUAACACCAGCGGGAGCAACAACAGUAGUAACAGCAAUCCUACCUCGUCCUCGUCGCUGGGCCUGCUGAUGCCAAGCACGAGCUGCUCGGUGGCGACCGGUGGCCUCAACAACGGGGGCAACGACGUCGUCGCCCGCCAUAUGGCUCAAAUCACGCAGGGAGUCAGCAAUAUGGGUGGACCACUGAUGUCCAGUGUACUGAAUGGCGGUGGAAAUGGAGGACAAGGUGCUGGAUCCGGGCAUGCACCAUCGGGCAUGCUUGGAGCGGGCCCGGGAGGAGGGGGAGGAAAUAUAGCUGGUCCAAACAUGGCGGGACCAGGUGGUAUGAUGGGCGGUAACAACACCCCUGGCACACCGGGUCUCGGCGGAGGGAACGGGGUCGGCGGCAUGGGUAGUGGAAUGAGUGGCAGUUCGACGCUCGCCUCGAUUGUAUCCCCCCGGAGCAACAUGAACUCGUCCUCGGUCGUCUGUGGCCCGUCGUCUGACGGCUUCUUUUCGGCCGAGUUUGAACUCGAGUUUCCACAUUCCACGUUCGAGAUGGAGCAGGUCGGUGUCAGCUGGGAUUCGCGACCGGAUUCGCGGGCCAGUGUUACGCCGGUCAGCACCCCAAGGCCACCGUCCGUCAGUGCCUACAGCCCGGCGGCCGCACCCAUGUGUGCCUCGCCGAUGACGCCGUACUAUUCGGGGAACACGAUGGGCGGCAUGCCGUCGCCCUCGAACAACAUCGGCAGCAAUGGUAGUGGCGUGGGCGGGGGAGGCGGACUGAUAAAUCCAACCAUGUCCAUCGGUAGCAACAACAACAACAACAAUAACAACAACAAUACCAACAACAACAACCACAACAACCCGGGGUCAAACUUCGGAGGCAAUGCGUUUCAGUUUUCGUUCGAAGACAACAAGGACAAGCUGCAGGAUCUGCAAUCCCAGCAGCAGCAGCAGCAACAACACCACCCACACAUGUCCCCAAUGCAGCAUCAUUCACCGAUGCCACCUCAACAGCAGCAGCAGCAGCAGCAGCAACAAAUGGUGCAACGACAGCAGCAACAACAACAGCACCUGCAUCAGCAACACCAACAGCAACAGCAACCUCAGCCACCAUCGAAUUCGCAUGACUCCGAGCGAUUACGGAACCUGCUUACAACCAAGCGACCUCACUCAAAUGCCUCAUCCUCGUCCGGCCUGGAUCUGGAUCACGACCAUCGGAACCAGAAUCGAAUUCUAAAGGGUUUGCUAAAUUCGGAGGAAGAGAAGGAUAGUCAUGGCAAUAAAUUAAGUACCGCAUCUCUUUCACAACGUAUACCUCAGUCUGUUAGAACCCAAGCGCAGGGUAAUGGUAGUGUUGUUGGUGGUGGUGGUGGUUUUGGCGGGCUGGGGGUAACGCUCCGUCCGGGGAAUGAGACUAGUAAAUCCGGUAGCAAUAAUAUGCUGUUACAGCUGCUCAACGACAAAAGCGACGAUGACGAUAGCGACAUCCGCAACCGGCAAGGUUCGAGCGAGCUUCUUAAGCAGCUGCAGAAGGUGAAAGAUGAGCCAAAGGAGCACAAUCCGGCGCCCCUCAACAACGAAGAGCUGAUGCAGCUCCUGCGAGUGCAGAGCAAUGACCGGAAGCGACCGUCAACCGAACCGGAUGAAGGUUCCGCAGUUAAACGCUCGGACACGCGACCGUCGAAGUUGCGCGAGAAGAAUAAGAUGCUCGCGUCACUGCUGGCCAACCCGGCCAAAGCGCCGAUGCCGAUGCAAACGCCCAUGCCGUUCAAUCGCAUCAUCCCGGACAUCCCGAACUCCGGCGUGGCCCGCCAGCUGGCGAACGUGUCGAGCUCGACCGCGCCACCAAACCAAACACUCAACAACAAUAAUCUGACGACGAGCAACAAUAAUCUAAAACAAGUACAACAGAUGACCCAAAUGCGCCUCCAACAGCAGCAGCAGCAGCAGCAGAUGCGCAAAUCAGCGAUGCCUUCUCAAUCACAACAGCCUCCAACAUCCUCCGAACUCAUCUACCUCAACCAGCAGCAGCAACAGCAGCAGCAGCACCACCAUCAGCACCAGCAACACUCGCAUCAUCCGCAGCAUCAGCAUCACCCACAGCAGCAGCAGCAUCAUCCGCAGCAUCAUUCGCAACAGCAGCAGCAUUCGAUGAUGCAGCAGCAAAUGUUGGCCGCCCAACGGCAGCAGCAGAACUUCUCGCCGGCGAUACAGGACGCCGGCAUCGGUUCGGCCGGGGGUGGUGGUGGUGCUUUCGCUACAUCGACACCCGCUACCUCGACGCAGCUCGCCUCCGAGUGGGACCCGGAGCUCAAUGAAAUACUUAAUCAUGUGAUCGAAAUUGCGCCGGAUGAUUUUGCCGAAAGCGAACUCAACAGUAUCUUAGGCUUAAAUCCAAUAGAAUCGUCCACAUCCUCCGUUGCACCAUCGCAGUCCAGCCAGCCCGACAUUCACGAAAAGCUCGCGAUCAACGCGAUCCAGAAGUCGCUUAUGCAGUAUGAGAACGUAAGCUCUCCAAUGCAGCAGCCUCAAUCGCAGCCACAGUUUAGUGGCAGUCCACCGGCGUACCCGCUACACGCGGCCAUGGCAGGCGGUGCCGCCGGUGCUGGUAGUGGCUCCACGCCCGGUGGAAACAGCAUGGGCCAAAGUGGUGGUGGUACGGGUAGUACAGUUGUUGGUGGAGGAGUGGGCGGCACUGGACCAGCCGGUAGCUCCGGCAACAUGCAGCAGCAACCCUCACCGGCCGGACCGAAUCAAAACUUUACACCCCCGCCCGUGUACACGCAGCGCAUGCGGUUACCAUCCGGGCCGCUCGGAACCGGUGGCAACGCAGGCGUACCGCCGAACGUACUUGCACUGCAAAAGCUGCAGCACCAGAACCGAGAACGUAUCCUGCAGGAGCAGCAGCGAGCGCGGCUUCUUCAGCAACAGCAAAAGCAGCAGAUGGUCGUGAAUCCGUCGGCGAACUCUGAUCUCGGUCCCCCAAACGUCACGCUGACGAGAGCAAAUAAUGUGCCCGACUCACAACUCAGUCCCGGAUUUUCACCCAACCUGAUGCAGCAACAGCUGAGUCCAAGCCAACGGACGCAGCUUAGUCCGCAACAGACAGGAUUCCAAGGAAAUCCGUUCAACAACAACCCAGGUCAUCGACUAUCUCCUCAGCUGCAGCAAAUGGUGUCCGGUUUCGGUAACGCCGGCGGAAACGUUAAUCAGCAGCUCUCUCCACGCCAACCACCGUUCGGCAGUGGUGCCAUGGGGGCCGGUGUCGGUGGCCAACCGGGCAAUCAGCCUCCGAACGUUGUAGCCCCGGGCCAAUCACCUCAACAGCAGCAACAGCAGCAACAACAGCAACAGCAACAGCAACAGCAGCAGCAACAACAACAGCAGCAAGCACAGCAGCAGCAAUGGCAGCAGAAUGCAAACGCGAGGCUCUCCAUUCAGCAGCAAAACCCGAUGCUCAAUGCUCAGCUUUCGUCCGUGGGCGGAUUCAAUCCGGCGGCAAAUCGGCAGUUCGUGGGUCCACCGCAGCGGCAGCGCAAUACGCUUAACAGUCCCGGAACGCCCCGGCAGCAGAACACCUUCGGUGGCACGAUGGUCGACGGGGGUGGUUUCCCCGGUCCACCCAGCCCGUCGCCGGUCGUCGGCGUGUCGGCGCCGAACUUUGCCAACACCGUCUUUGCCAACCAGCAGAUGAGGCUCCAGCGGCAGGGCAGUGUUCCACCGCAAGCUACCCAGCACUUGCCAGCGUUUUUCGCAGGAUCGCCCCGUUCCGCGUACGGUGGACAUGGGCCCGGUCCGGACGCCACCGGUUACGGUAUGAUGUUCGGCAAUGCGGCAGCAAUGCAGCAGCACACGGCGGGCUCACCAGGCGAUUUCUUCAAUCGCGGUCAUACUGGUCUCAACGGUGGUAUUAUCGGUGGUGGAAAUGGUAUUGGUGGCGGCGGCGGCGGCGGCGGCAAUGGUGGUCUCAGCAAUGGUCAAGGGCUGAACCAGUCGGAACUGGUGCGGCAGGAACUGCGUGCGAUCGUCAGUGGCCGUGCGCAACGGCCCCCGUCGCACGGUACCGCCAGCAUGGGACUGUCGCCCCUCGGGGCCCUCUCCCUGGGGUCCGCCAGCGAAGGCGGUGCAGGUGGUGGUGGUACGGGUGGUGGCGGCGGUGGUGGUGGAGUCGGUCUCAGUUGUUCCACGAUUGGGAGCAGCAACGGUGGGACGAUAUCCAGCGCCUCGACUAUGCUCGGUAGCAUCGGUGGACCUGGUCGGGGUGGUAGUGGUGUUGGUGGUGGUGGAGGAAGGUCCUCGGCAGCGGACCCCGGUGCGCCCGGGAUGCUGGGACUCGGUGGUAGUAGUGGUGGUAAUAGUUCCUCGGCUGAUCUCGAUCCAUCGAUGCUGUUCAAUUUCCAUCUCAAUCAGAAAGAAUUUUUCGGAGGAAAUACGAGUCGGUGACCCGAGAAAUUCAUCCCUUCUUCUGCAAAAACUUCUGUCGGACUGAAGUGAUCGCGGCCCGGGAGCCCGCGCCGACUCCGGUGUGAAGCCAUAGCUGCCACCGGCAGCUAUCGGUAUCCCGAGGCCGAUAACAACACCUCUGGCUGCAGCGAGACACAAACAAACAAUGAAGUGGUGCAUGAGACACGGUUACCGUUUAAGCACUAGCCAACCAACACACCAUCUAGCCUCCUCUCGGGUCCGAGAGGACCGUGCCCUUCCGCCAACGGGGAAGGAGCUUGAGAGAGGCGCGCACACGCUGCAAGAUGGACAGUCUUAGGAGAAGGCGAUACAUAUAAAUAUAGAAAAGAGAACAUGAUUGGCGAACGAUAGAGAAUACCAAGCAAGUGUACUGAAGAGGCUCUUCCCAGGGCAGGGGAGAAGAAAGGGAUUCCCACGGAGUACAGAGGUGUUGUUGCAACAAGGUAAAAGGCACAAUUCCUCUUUCUUCCUUUCCCUCACUCCCCGAACUCCGGGAGGGCAAACUAACAAAUGAUACAACCGAUUUGUGAUUUGAUGUUGAAAACAAAGUAAAAUUAAACUGUCGUGUAUAGGACAAAGAUUUAAAGAAAAAGAAAAGCUAGGAUGAAUUAUAGAGAGAGAGAGAGAACAAAAACCUAAACAAAACUAAAAAAAAGGCAAAUGUACGCGUAUCGUGCAUGUAAAAAAUACAAACAUACAAAGUGUAGAACAAACAAGCGGGGAGGGAUGUAAAAGGGGAGCGCGCUAUAUUGAACGAGGCGGGUAGUUCUAGAGAGAGCGGGAGAGUUAAAUGAGUAAACGCUAAUGUAUUCUAGUAUGACUAAAGGCAAACAAACAAACAAGAAAAAAUAUAUGUACAUAUUAGCCAUGUAUGUAUGUAAACAGUAAAACACAGAAACAAUAACCUAAUGGGAGAAGGGGUUAAUAACAAGCGCGCGCGCAAGAGCGAGAGAGAGAAAUAACUUAUCCGUACAUAACACGGUAAUGCUCCGGUAUGCUUUGUACACCAUAUAGAAACAUGUUAGAAAAAAAACGAAGAAAAAAAGUAACAAAAUACAUUAGUAAAGAAGGACAGAGUAGCCGUUGCAAGAAAAAAAAACAAACAUUAUAAGGAAGAUGGACAUGGAAACAUGGAAGGAAAAUAGAAAUACCUCUAACUUUAGUUCAAAGUAAAAGUAAAACAAAACAAAACAAAACAAAAAGAAAUGCUUAGAAACCUACACACACAGACACGCACACACAUACAAAUAUGUCACAGACCAACAGACACUGAGAAAAGUAACACUUUGUGUUUCUGGGUGAAAUAAGAAUAUCGGAGAUAUUCGUCGAAAAACGAAGUGCGGUUUUGGAAAACAAUCCCUCUCCGCGAAAGAGAUGUAAACCCAACACAAAAGUUAGGAAGCAUUGGUGCCUACAACGAAGGUGACAGAUCGAAAAUUUUGUAGUAAUUUACUACAAAACUGUUGCUGCCUAUUUGUUAUUUGCACGAGAACAAAGGACACCCAAUCGGUUUCGCUUUUAUGGCAUGAAAUGCAUCCAAGCAGUCCUCAGUUUCUUGUCAUAGACACACAUAAAACACACACACACCCAAACACUGGGGAAAAGAAUAUAGCAUGACCAAUCGUGCAAACACACAUACCGCACAUACACACUACCGUGAAAUCGGCCCAGGAAGAGUAAGUUCGUGUACUGUGAUAAUUUCUAUUUGUUUUCGAUACCACGAACCUUCCGAUGCCGGUAUUUUUAAUUUUUUUUAAAUUGUUUUUAGUUAUUAUUUCAAAUUUGCGUAUGAGUUUGUGUGUGCAUGUGCGGUUGUCCCGGUGGUUACGGUGGUAAUGUCUUUGGCAGCGCCGGGACGUAAGUGUCCUGUUUGUGUCCUUACCUUUCUUGGGGCACACUGGAAGAAACAUGGUAAGGAAGUGAAAAUGACAAUGAAGCAUUUCUCUUUGUUUCCGUACGUGUAAAUUUGUCUGUGUGUGUGUGUGUGUUUGUGCAUCUUCAAUGAGUGCUUUUUAUAUGCGCGUUGAUUUUUCGUAAUGCAGAUUGGUUGGUACAAAACUUUUUGGAAUUGGAAAAUGGUAGAAAACCACUCAAAAAAAAAACAUAAAACAAAACAUAACGGAAGCGAGCAAGAAAGAAUUCAAGAAAAAGAAAUAUUACCUAACGGAAAAGGGAUUAAAUUGCAACGCAGGUUGAAAUAGGCAGAGUUUGCAGAUUUUAACGAUAAAAGGUGAUCGUUAUGUAUAUAUUAUUUUGAUGUGUAAAAGUUGUACAAGUUUUUCUUUUAUAGUUAUUAUAUACAAUAUGGAUUUUUUUU